Molecule: messenger RNA, 2119 nt
Organism: Hibiscus syriacus
Lineage: Eukaryota; Viridiplantae; Streptophyta; Magnoliopsida; Malvales; Malvaceae
Exons: 7
Coding region: 603-2042 (479 amino acids)
Cellular component (GO): plasma membrane
Source: RefSeq, a predicted model, not a curated record
UGGCUUGAUUGUCGAUCCUGGACUUUUAAGUGUCCUUGCUCUAGUUACAGGCUUUAGAGGGAAUGUUUAUUACGUGGGUUAAAUUAUAGUAAUAGUUUAGUCUUUUAAGCUUGCUCAACCUUACUUAUGUUUUUAUGGUGCAUAAAGAGUUGGAGGUAAAAUGAUGCUCAUUAAGUCAAUAUUUUUGUAACCUGGGUAAUGCACGGAAUGAUGAGAGGAACUAGCUGUUUUUCUCACAAUCACACCAAGCCUAAACUGGACAGGCCUAAUCUAUGAUAAAAUAAAAAUUUAGACUUGAAACUUGUUGGUAGAGUGACAAUACCGUGUGAUGCAGCUGUUUUUUAUAAUUAAAAAAGGCUAUGGAUAUGAAAUUUUUUCAACAAUGUUUAAGUAUGCUUUGUUUAAUUGCUAUUCUCCUGCACAAUUUGAUGAAUGUGGUGCUAAUUUUGUUUCAAGGAUAAAGAGUUACAUUUUGUUUUACAUUAUUUCUUAUUGGGCAUUAAUUUUUCUUUCCCAAACUUGCUCUAACACUUGAAGCCUAUAUAGGCUUUACUGCAUCACUGCAAUUGUUGUUAAGGAGCUACAAGAGGGAUUUCAGUUGCAUGAUUCAAUGGUGGCAAAAGGCUAGAAGAGCUAUGAACUGCUUUCAGAGUGUUAGCUGUGUUAAAGGUUCCCUAUGCCAACAGUUAUUUUUCAUUUUCUGGUUAUCGAGUUUACAAGAUGCUGCCACAUUGCAGAUUUUACAUGACCCUAGUCAUGUUUCUUCCACAUCUGAGCUAGCUAAUCCACCGAGUACUGCAUUAUUUGAACCUAUAGAAAUAACCCCUGCUGUCAUUCCUAGAUACCCUUAUCCCAACGAAUCUUUACCACCCAUGUAUCCAAGUUUCCCCUCAACAUAUGAACCAAAUUUAACAGGAAGGUGCCCUGUAAAUUUUUCUUCUAUGUCGAAUAUCAUGGGGAAAACAGCAUCUGAUUGUUCUCUACCUUUGGCAGCACUUGUAGGAAAUGUCAUAUGUUGUCCACAGCUUGGUAGUUUACUCCACAUCUUCCAGGGUUACUACAGUGUUGACUCUGAUCAGUUGGUCUUGCGAAAUGCUGUUGCUAAUGAUUGUUUUUCAGAUAUCAUUAGUAUCUUAGCUAGCAGAGGCGCCAACAGUACAAUACCCACAGUAUGUUCUGUAAAAUCAUCAAACCUCACAGGUGGUUCUUGUCCGGUGAAGGAUAUUAACAUCUUCGAGAAAACGGUGAAUACGAGCAAGCUAUUGGAGGCUUGCAGCACUGUUGAUCCUUUAAAAGAGUGCUGCAGGCCAGUUUGCCAACCUGCAAUUAUGGAAGCUGCUUUACAGAUUUCUGGAACACAAAUGAUGCUCAAUGAUAAUAAAAAUAUUGUUGGGGAGACUAAUCAUGUCGAUGCCAUCGAUGACUGUAAAGGGGUAGUACAUUCAUAUCUUUCAAGGAAACUCUCGCUAGAUGUGGCCAACACUGCUUUCAGAAUACUAUCUGCUUGCAAAGUCAACAAGGUCUGCCCUUUGGAAUUGAACCAGCCGUCUGAAGUAAUUAAGGAAUGUCGUAAUGUAGCUGCUCCAAUUCCUUCCUGUUGUAGCUCAUUGAAUACAUACAUCGCAAGGAUACAGAAGCAAAUGUUAAUUACAAACAAGCAAGCCAUUGUUUGUGCAACAAUGUUCGGGUCUAUACUAAGAAAAGGUGGAGUUCUCACAAAUGUUUAUGAGCUUUGUGAUGUCGACUUAAAAGAUUUUAGUAUCCAAGUAUAUGGACAAGGAUGCCUACUACGAAGCUUGCCAGCAGAUGUGGUAUUUGACAAUUCGACUGGCUACAGCUUUACAUGUGACUUGACUGACAACAUCGGUGCUCCGUGGCCUUCAUCAUCGUCGAUGUCAUCCUUGUCUCUUUGUGCUCCAGAAAUGUCGUUGCCUGCCUUACCAACAUCCGAGACGCUGAAAAAUCCCGGCUGCCAUGGAUGCACAUUGGAAAUGUUGGUACCCAUUUUUUCAUUUUUUGUUUUCAGUACAUUUUUGUGCUAAAGAGUCUGUAGUUUGCAGGUUGAGCUGUGAUUUAAAAAAAGUGUAGGACCUAUGUGGUGAAUAAUUUUACUUACAUU